Molecule: messenger RNA, 3724 nt
Organism: Leptopilina heterotoma
Lineage: Eukaryota; Metazoa; Arthropoda; Insecta; Hymenoptera; Figitidae
Exons: 14
Coding region: 1583-3724 (713 amino acids)
Source: RefSeq, a predicted model, not a curated record
AUAGAACAUUCAACAGAUAAUCUAUAAUAGAUAACCGAUUUAAUAGAUAAAUUAAAAAAAUGUAGGUGAACUUGCAAUAUUGUUUAAGUUACCUGAAUAAAAUAUUAAAAACCAUAAAGAAGUAGAUUCCAAUUUCGUAUAUUAUAUUCAUUGUAUUCAUGUGUAAUGUGUUAUGCCACAAUGAUUACAGGAAUUGUGUCACGCGUGAAAUGACCUGUCAAUGCCUCUUCCACAUAGGUGUUCCAGUAGGUAUCUUUCAGUGUAUAAUUGUAUGUUUAUACAUAAGGUAAAGUGUCUAUAUAUGAAUAACAAAGGUUCAUAGAAGAAGAGUUGUUCCAUAUUAUAAAAUACAUAAAAAAUCGAAAUUUGAUGAAAUUGGGUAAGAUGUCAUGUUGGUCGUUAUCUAUCGCAGUAUGUGUAUGUACAUACAUACAUAUACUCCUGUUCACAUACCAAGAACUGUCAGUACGAGUCUGAUCGUUGGGCCCAUUGCUUUCCUCAAACACUUUCGCUUUCGUUCAUUGUUGCGUUUCUUCUCGUGUUUUUCUGUAUCUUCUCAUUUACGAAAAGUGUUUUUCUUUUUUCAAAUUCGUAACAUUAAGAAUGAAAAUAAGUAAUAAAACUGAAUUCAGAAAUUAUUAAUAAAAAGCAUAAGUAUAAUAAUUAAUUGAAUAAAAAUGUGAAUUAAUGUGUUACUUGGACAUUUUGAGGAUAAUUUGCAAACUAGAGGUAUAUUUUCAAUUUUCAUUGUAUGGUUUUACAGAUUAUUCAUUUAAAAUAACAAAAAAAAUUUCUGCUAUCAUUAUUAUGCAAUUAUUGCACAUUGAACUUUUGCUCUAAAAUUGAGGCUCCGGAUCUUAAAAUGGCAAAAGUGCCCUUUUAAGAUCCAGAGCCUUAUUUAAGUUAUUAAAAAUAAGUAUAUUUCUAAAAAAAAUUACAUUUCUUUUUUUGGUAGACUUUGCAUGAACAGUUUUAUUAAGUAAUCUAGAUUCCAAAAGAAUAAUUAUUUAUAGAUAUAUGGAAUUUGACGAAUUGUGUAUAUUCAGAUGUACACUCAAUAAAGAAAAGUUUAAAAAACGACCUAGUUUAAAUUUGAUAAAGACGGUUUUACAUGAAAACAUAAGCAUACAUGCAUAGCCGUGUCUGUUCGAUAAGUUUAAUGUUCUAAAUGAUUUCACCUUUUUGUAAAAAUUAGAUAUAACAUAAGGUACGUUGCACAUUUGUUUUAUGCUAAUGAGAAAUCACUCAAUUUUAUUAAGAAACUUUGAUAAGACCAUCAUGGAAAGAUUACUUGUGAUGUAAUGGAAUUUGGAUUGCUAUUUCCCGAAUUUUCUGACAAAAUAGAAUAUAGUCUACUGUUGUGUAUAUGAAAAGUGCAAAUAGAAUAUGAAACUCCACGUGAGCCGAAUUGUUAUGUAACAAGAGUUUUGCGAAUGACGUCGAGCAAUGGUAGUGGACAAUUAUAAGUGAGAUAUUCCCAGGAGGAUGAGCAGCCUUAGAAUCACUUCAAGCCAGACGUGUGAUUAGAGGAAGAAAUUAAUUUUUAAAACUUUUUCAAAAAGAUUCUUAACGAUUAUUAACAAUGGCAAAAGUUGUGAAACUUGUUGGCAUUAUAUUUUUCUUUAAAAUUAUUAGGAUAGGAUGUUCUCAGGACUGCCUAGAUACAGGAUGGGAAAAAAUUAUCAACAUGAAACCAGAAAAAAUUAAUUCCAGUUCAACGCUAUAUGUUGGUCUGAAUUCUCAAGGUCUUGUAAAUACAUGCUUUGACAGAUGUAAAAAAAUUAAUUGUAAGGCAUUUAUAAUUGACGUGGCCAGAAGCGGAUGCUUUAGUGUCCAAUCAGAUGGUGAUGAUUUCGAUCCGGAACCCAAUGUCACAUUUUAUCACAAAAUUUGUGUCAAAGUUCCAGCAGAAUGUAAACAGUCAACACUCUGGCAAGUGGAUCGAACGAUAGGAGCCAUUUUUAUUGAUACAAAUACUGAUUGGCUGCCAAAGUUGGUGACUAGACGAGAAUGCUAUGAAAAAUGUUUUCAACUGGGGGAACAGUGUAAAUCAGCACAGUUUCGGACUAGUCGCGAUCUUACAAUAGGAGACACCGUAGGGAAAUGCGCUCUUUCGAAAUAUGAAAGAGGAAUUAGACCUCAAGCUUAUCGAGCUUCCUGGUACAGAGACGAGUACCUUCAAAGCCAGUGCCAUAGAAUUUCGAAGGAUGAAUAUUGUUCAUAUGCAGAAUAUCGAAACAUGUCCUUGCCACUUUCAGAUUUAAAAAUACCAGAUCUCAACAGUAAUGAUUGUGAAAAAAGAUGCGACGAGAGCAAAGAUGGCUUCUUUUGUAGAAGCUUCACCACAGUUACCGAUUCAACAAAUAGUCAACCAAUAUGUCUUUUAAGCUCCGAAGAUACAAUAAGUUCAGGAGCUAGUUCCUUAUUUCCUGUACCUGGUGCAAUUUACAAAGAGAGAGAACCAUGCCUUGAUUUAAAAGUAAGGUGUACGAAUAAAAGUUUAAUAGUCGAGUUGGAAACAUCAGAGCCUUUCCACGGUAGAAUAUAUGCCAGUGGAUUCAGUGAAAGUUGCGGAAUUCAAGGGAAUGGAAACAAUUUGACAGUUCUUAACUUAUCAUUACCAAAAAUAGAUGAGCUUAUGUCUAGUACCAUGAAAUGUGGCAUUACUCCAGCAUUCUCUGUCAACAAUGAAAAUCAAACCCAUACAAUGGUUUGGUCCACGAUUGUUGUGCAAUUCAAUCCCAUUAUACAAAGACAAGGUGAUCAGGCUGUAAGAGUUGGAUGCUCCUUGGAUGAUAACAUAAUGCCAGAACCGAGGAAUAUUUCCGUUCACUCCAGUUUCACAUUUUCAAAUCCAGAUGCUGGAAUUCCGCCAAUAAUAUCAACGGUAAUAAACACAUCAUCAGAGGUGCCUAUCGUUCAAAUGAAAAUCUUGGACGAAUUCUUGAAAGAAGCAAAAGUUACUAAAUUGGGUCAGAAACUUAUUCUUAGAAUACAAAUUGAACCCCUCAAUGGUACGUACGAUAUUAAAGCAGGUCAUUUAGUGGCAUCUAGCAAAUUCGGAGAUGCAUCUAUUCUUCUUCUCGAUGAAACGGGAUGUCCAAUUGAUUCAAAUGUAUUUCCUGCUCUUAUGAAAGAUCCAGUCGAUAAUCGAUCGUUAAUUGGCGAAUUUAGUGCAUUUAGGUUCCCAAAUAGUCAACAAGUGGGAUUUAAUGCUAUAGUUAAAUUCUGUUUGGAGAAAUGCGAACCAACUAUAUGCAAAAGUAGGCAGAUUUCUUACGGUAGAAAACGUCGUGAAAUUAGUACAAAUGCGACUGAUGCGAACGUAUUUCCAGUAGAUGAAAAUUCUAAAUCCAGCACUCCGGACGAACUUUCUUUACAAUCUUGGAUCUAUGUUCGAAAUGAUAACAUUCAUCCAGAUAAAUUUCUAUCCGAUCUGCAUUCACCUGACACUUUUCUGAUUAAUAAAGGCGGAAUCUUCGAAGAUCUUAUCUGCAUGAAUUCAGUUCUCGCUUUUUGUCUUCUUAUCUUGUGGCUUAUAAUUCAAGUCUUCUUAAUUGCUGGCUGUUUCAUUAUAAUUUCCAAAUAUCGAAAAGCUACAAAACAGGCCGAAGAAGAUAGGGCCGAAAUUUUAGCGAGACAUCUUUAUGGAAUUCACGGUGGAAAUUUUGAAAUUUCAAGAAGAGUCAGAUGGGCAGAUCACAAUAGCUCAAUAGUUAGUUAG